Molecule: messenger RNA, 3658 nt
Organism: Ruditapes philippinarum (Manila clam)
Lineage: Eukaryota; Metazoa; Mollusca; Bivalvia; Venerida; Veneridae
Exons: 4
Coding region: 138-962 (274 amino acids)
Source: RefSeq, a predicted model, not a curated record
CCGUUUUAUCAUCAUCAUUCGUGAAAAAUUUAGAUUUUAUUCGUCAGCGUUUUAUACUCGAUAAAUUACGGAUAUUUCCGUACAUUUCCGUUUUGUAAUCGGAAGAUUCAGCAACAGUAAACAUUUGACUCAGUAAAAUGGAUACAGAGUCCAAUACAAGCAGUGCAUCAGGUCAUAGUCUCAGGGGUGUAUUUGGAGGUGGCGUUAGAGGAACAGGUCGUGGAAGGGGAGGUGGACGAGUUGGAAGGAGGGGGGGACGUGGUGGAAGGAGAGGUAGAAGAAGAGGAUCUAUUGGUGGAAGGGGUCAAGUUGCUCAAGGGUCAGGUACAGGUCAAGUUGCAAGAGGGCGAGGUGCAGGUCAAGGUGCAAGAGGUCGAGGUGCAGAAAGUCAAGCAGGGCGUGGUGUUGUGAGGCCAGCUGAAACGGAAGAUGAGAGGAAAGAGAGAGUGAAGGGACUCGUGGAAAGUUUGGGAGGAGAUGCAGCAAAGGAAAUUCUUUGUAUGGCAGUAGACCGCCAGCCAGGUCUUAUUUUAGACAUUCUGGACAGGAUAGAGCCAGCCCAACCUGCAGGAUUUCAUCCCCAACCAGGAAGUCCUAGUCCUUCAUGGUGCUGUUGUAGUAAGUGCAGGGACAUGCCAACAGUGGAAGAAAGGGUGUGUUGUGGAUACACUCCAGAGUAUUGUUUAAGUCAAUUGCCAGACAUGGAACAGUACAUCUUAGAUGAAGGAGUCCUUUCUUUGGCGCGCCUGUAUCGUAGGGAGAUAUUGGUCUAUCCGGAUGAACGCGACCUUUGUAAAGCAAAUAGACAUGCAGCAUACCGGCAGUUUACAUUGUGGAGGCAUGGGCGACUAGGGGAAGGUGUUCGGAUGGUAAUCCCAUCAUGUUGUGUGUGGACAAUUAGGGACCGCUACCCUGACCCAUAUGCACAAUACACAGGAUUCAAAGCAUCACGUUUAAGUUAAAUUAGUUGCACAUAUACUGAACCAAAAAAGAAACUUUCGCAAAGUAUGUGCCAGUUGUUCAAGGGUACCACUUAGAUGUACACACAUAUGAGCCGCGUCACGACAAAACCAACAUAGUGCGUUUGUGACCAGCAUGGAUCCAGACCAGCAUGCGCAUCCGCGCAGUCUGAUCAGGAUCCAUGCUGUUCGCUAUCAAUUUCUCUACUUGUAAUAGGGUUUGUAAGCGAACAACAUGGAUCCUUAUCAGACUGUUUGGAUGCGCAGGCUGGUCUGGAUCCAUGCUGGUUGCAAAGCCAUUAUGUUGGUUUUGUCAUGACGCGGCUCAUAUAUACAUGUAGUAGUUUGUAAAACUCGUUUUGUUUGCAAAAUCGGUCAGCUAAUCCCCGUAUAAAAGCCCGAUAUGGUUAUUCAACGUAAAAAUUGAGUUUCAAAAGGAUUGUCAAACUUUACUUACAUAUCUUUAUUCAAACUUGGAGGAAGUUUCUUUUUUGUUUCAGUAUAUAUGAAAACUGUUACAUUGGUCAAGGAUAUAUUGUAUGCUUUUUUGUCAGCUUUAUAGAGCAGUGGUGACAUGUAUGGAUCACUUUUCAGACGUCUGCCUGUCCAUCCGUCACAAAACUUACCCGGACUACUCAGGUUUCAUGCUAAAUAGCUCUAGUUCUUUGGAUUUUUUAAUAAGAUUUUUUGUUUGUUUUUUUACUACAUACAUAUAAGGAAAAUCAAUGACCCUCCUGAGGCGGGACCAGUUUUUACUCAAGGGCUUAUAUUUGACCAAACUUGGUAUACACCAACUGGAAGAUGUUUAACGCUAAAUAUCUUGGGGUUUUUAUGAGAAGAUUUUUGGUUUGUUUUAACUAUAUACUUAUAUGGAAAAUCAAUGACCCCCCCAUUGGCGGGGCCAAGUUUGACCCAAAGGAUUAUAUUUGACCUAACGUGGUAUACACCAACUAGAAAAUGUUUAAUGCCAAAUAACUAAGCUCUAGCUCUUUGGGUUAUUUUUAUAAAAAGAUUUUUUUAAGUUUUUACUACAUACAUAUAAGAACAAGAGCGAUCAGUGAUCACAUGUGUCGCCUAAUGUUAGCCAUAACUCAGCAAAAAAUUAAUUGACCUAAAAACCUGAAUAAUAUGUGCAAGAAUUUGAGGUACCAAUCAAUCCGGUAAACUGAAAAAUGUUGAUGAGAUGCACAACUAGACAUGGUAUUGAUCAUUCCCCUAAUCUUGUGAUGAAAUUGCACCAGUAGUUUCCGAGUAGUCCAGACAAAGUUCUGUGUAGCUGGCAACCCAAAAAAACACCUUUUUUUCAAGGGCAAGUUUUGUGAGGGAUGGACAGACAGACGACAGAGAAGUGAUCCCUUCACACAUUAUUUUUCAAGGGACUAUACCCUACUUUUCAAUGUGCCCAUUGAAGUUCAAUGAUUACUUCUGUAUGAAUACAUUUCUUGAUGUUUCUAUAGUUAAUUUUGCCUAAACCAGGGGAUGGUAUCUUUCGCUUUCCACUACUAAUAUAAACAGGUUUUAUCAAUCUGGUUAACCUAGCGCCUAAAAUGCUACAUGUAAGAAAUAAGUAAAUUUUCACCAAGGUCAGUGGUUGGUCUAGGACUUUUGUAGAUAUAGCAUCUUCAUAAAAAUGACAACUGCUCGUGGACAAAUAUUUAGAGACUUUGAAGAGAUGUUUGAAAAUAUAUUCUGUCACAGAGAACACUUGUUUGCAUACACAGACAAAUUUUAACAAAGUGAACACCAUAUGGAUUAUUCCACAAGUGGCAAUUGUCGAUUACAAAAGCUGAUGUUUGUUAUUUAAACAUAUUUUGUUUUUAUUUGUUUGGGUCGUCAGACCAAAUAAAUAAUGGUAGCGAAAUUUCAGACCCUGAUGCUGUUAAUUGCAAAUGCCGAAAGUAGUCCGCUUUUUUGAAGCGGUUACUUCCCUUUAUAUGUGUACUAACGCCGAAAAAUUCAGGGGAGAUCACUGCGUAAAGAUGGUCAAAUGACAGGCGCAUUAAUUUUCAAGCAAAAUAGUUCCCGAAUGGUCGAAGAUUUCUAAUAUUGUUUUAUUCUUUAUAGAUAUACAUGUUUAUAGUAAGCUCCAUGAUUAUUUACAUCUGUGUUAAAUAACAGUUAGCGUCGAAAUAAGAAGGGUUACAAACCCUAAUUUAGAAUAAUAUGGUUUUCUUCAGGCCGUUAACAUAUAACUUCACCGUGGCGCUCGCUUAGGAAGCGAGAGGUCUGGAGUUCAAAUCCCAGUUAAGGCAACUCAUUUUUUUUUCAAAUUGUUCAAGUCAAAUUAACAUUGAAUUGAAUAUCAGUGUUGCAAUUAGUCUUAUAGCCAAUUUACUACAGUUAAAACGCUGGAAAGCACUGGUGGCAGUAUACAAAAACAAAUUGGUUUAUAAUCUCACAGCCUUCACCUUUCUGACAUUCUGACACCCAAACAAAUUCAGCGCCUUCUGUGCUUUGAUUUAUAUAUUUUCUAUUUACUCCAUGCUUUUGUAGUGUUUUCAAUCCUUUUGACAGGUCACAGUAUGUACUUUGCUUCAAGACAUAAUUCAAAAAUAUCAUCACAAAGUACAUGUUUCUAUAAAAAAAUGGAUAUUUGUAACAAUCUGAACUUAUUUGCUUCUCCUAAAUAUAUUUUAUUUAUUAUGAAAGGUAAUUUGGAAAAAUUUCCAUUCGUUUCGAGGUAUAUCUUUUUCAACAAC